AGAAACGUUGAUUUACGGAACAAAGUCCUUGAGAUUCAACUUUACAAUCAUUGAUAUUGAUUCUUUGAAUCUUUGCUCUUUAAUUUUUAAAGGCUUGUUAUCGGCUGAAACAAAGUGACUCUAAAUUUUUGGGGUUCCCAAGGUGGCGUAUAUUCCUUCCGGAACAUUCUAUUGCAUUAUAAACUAGUUGCCACUAAAGAGAAAUUUCAUUAAUCAUCAACAAAACAAAGUCAUAUAUCAUUCUAUUUCCAUCAACUUGCAUUAGAGAAAUCAUCAGAGACUCUUUAUUACAGCAUAUUCAAACUACAAAGCAACGUCAAAAACAGAACUAAUGGAGAUUGGUGAACAUUGUGCAUUCUGUGGACAGAUUGAUUUCUUACCAUUUAAGUGUUCAUGUAAAUCAAGUUUUUGCUCUCAACAUAGACAAACUGAAGCUCAUAAUUGUCCCAACUUGAAACUUAAGACCAGUUCGCCAAAACCAACAACAAACAUCGAUGUUGAUACAUCUCAUUUACCAUCUGCAUCUACAUUAUUCCCAGAUCGUUCCAAAUUUAAAGUUGACUUGAAAACAACAGAAACCAAUCCAACAAAUUUGAAAGGUACAUUAAUUAAACAGAAUAAUACUAGUGCCAUUUCAAAACUCAAGAGUUUUUUCGCUAAAAAGUCAAAAAGUUCUAAGAAAGUGUCGAGUAAUCCAUCUAAAAGAAUUAUUGAAGCUGCUCAAUUGAAAUCAAAGGCAAAAGGUGAUUCUAAAAUACCAGCGAGCGAAAGAAUCUUUAUAUGGGUUCAAGUUCUUGAUGAAGAAAAUAAUCAAAUUGAUAAGGAUACAAAGAGUCCAAUGUUCAUAAGUAGAGGAUGGCCAAUUGGGAGAGGGUUGGAUAGUAUAGCUACUCAAUUGAAGCUGAAGAACAUUAAUAAUAGAACUAAUGAUUCAUCUCAACGGUUAUUUUUAUUUAAAGUGGAGAAUGGAGAGAAUUUCAUCAAGUUGAAUACAAGUGAUAGAUGCUCUAGUUUGAAAGAUGGGGAUAAUGUCUAUAUUGUUAGAGGAACUGAGGUAUGAAUAGAAUGUGUUAUGAUAAUCAAAUUAGAUCAUUAAUAUGUAGUACAAGGUCGCUUAAACUGUGUACCCUUUAAACUUUACGCUCUCAACGGUUUCUCAAUAGAAAAGAAAUUCAUACACAGGGUUCGCGAACGUAGCUUUUUUCAAGACCCCCAGAUCGAGGAGCUCAUUAUCAGCGAAAGAUCCCCGAAAUAACCUUGGAAUUUCGCAGCUCGAUGCGUUUUAUAGACCCGUGGUUCAUCUAACCAUUCCACCCAAUAACAAAGAGACAAACAUUCAACCACAGCGUCCACCCUUUUUAACCUCAAAUCCACGUCUUUUCUCAGGUUUUUACUUUUUGCUGUUUCGUUUCAAAAAGGAAAUUCAGACAGAAAAAAAAAA
Molecule: messenger RNA, 1441 nt
Organism: Hansenula anomala
Lineage: Eukaryota; Fungi; Ascomycota; Saccharomycetes; Phaffomycetales; Wickerhamomycetaceae
Gene: CUZ1
Product: Cuz1p
Exons: 1
Coding region: 332-1060 (242 amino acids)
Cellular component (GO): cytoplasm
Molecular function (GO): zinc ion binding
Source: RefSeq, a predicted model, not a curated record